GACAGGACAGAAUUAACCUGGCUAUAAUUUGUCAUUGCUUACUGGAUACCAUCAGUUGGCAGAAAUGAGUCGUAAUAGUAGGAUCUUGCUACCACUUUUGGUUGGUUUAAUUGUACAUCUUGCCAUUUUGAUUUAUAUUGUCACUCCAAACCGAAAAUAUCUGUUUCAUGAAAAAAUAGUGAUUGAUAUUCCCAAAGAGUUCGCAAUAAUUGAAAAGAGUACAAUAGGCGAUUUCACUAAGCCCAAAGACGACGGCGCAAAUCAGGUGGAAGUCACGGACGCCUUGGACACUUUGGAGGCUCGAAAUACAUCACGGAAAGCCAUUUUCUUCAUUGAAACGUCCAAAAGGGGGACGAUAAAUCCUCGGCAGGUGUGUUCCAUUGAGUCGGCGGCCAAAUACAACCCCUUCGCGGACGUCUACUUGCUCCUGCUUGACCCACCAGUCAACUCGGAACUGCUCCAAGACGAGGGUUUGCAGUUGGUUGUCCGCCACUACGAAAAUGUGAGAGUCGUGCAGACCAGUUCGGAGAGAUACUUUAACGGGACAUCGCUGGAAAGUUUGUGGAACAGUGGAAAAAUUGGCGAAAGCCUUUACCCAGUAGAGAAUUGGAGUAACGCCAUGCGAAUUUUGACAAUUUUAAGAUUUGGCGGGAUAUAUUUUGACCUGGACAUGAUCAUCUUCCGCCCUCUAGACGAUUUGCCCGCCAAUUGGAUAUCAUUUGAGACUCCUCAUUUGACCUCAAACUCUGCUUUUGGCUUUCAAAAAGGAGAAAAAUUCGCUCAAAAAAUUUUAGAAGAGUUUAAUAGUAACUUCAAUGGGGAAAAGUGGGGGAUCAAUGGUCCACAGCUAAUAAACCGCAUGUUGCAGCGCGAAUGCAAUAUGACUUUGCUGGGCAAUACAAAAAGUGAUGAAUGUCCAAACAUUGUACUUUUUCCGCCAACAGUUUUCCAUCCGCUAAAUUAUGGGUGGAGACUUCUUUUUGAAGAAGAUAAGUUAAAUGAAGUAAUAAUUGGAAUCAGCAGCAGCCUAGGCAUUCAUUUAUGGAAUCACUUAAGCAGUAAGGAUAUUAUAAGAGUAGGGUCUAAACAGCCAUACGGAGUUUUGGCCCAAAAUCAUUGUCCACGAGCGUAUUGGAGUUGCUAUAAGACUUUUUGAAAAUCGUACAAUAAAGGAAGUAAUAUAUUUACACUGUAAAUUUAUUUUUUC
Messenger RNA from Neocloeon triangulifer, 1207 nucleotides. Its product is annotated as lactosylceramide 4-alpha-galactosyltransferase-like. The record is from RefSeq and is a predicted model, not a curated record. NCBI's taxonomy places the organism in Eukaryota, Metazoa, Arthropoda, Insecta, Ephemeroptera, Baetidae. Bases 65 to 1156 code for a protein of 363 amino acids. The transcript is spliced from 2 exons. Gene Ontology annotation, biological process: glycosphingolipid biosynthetic process. Gene Ontology annotation, molecular function: hexosyltransferase activity.